Drepanopeziza brunnea f. sp. 'multigermtubi' MB_m1 is the source of this 978-nucleotide messenger RNA. RefSeq lists its product as uncharacterized. The record is from RefSeq and is a predicted model, not a curated record. NCBI's taxonomy places the organism in Eukaryota, Fungi, Ascomycota, Leotiomycetes, Helotiales, Drepanopezizaceae. Gene Ontology annotation, molecular function: lipase activity.
AUGGAGCCAUUCGUCAACGACCCUUCCCUCAAGAAGGCGGGAAAGUUCAAUGGCUUCGAGAUCCUGACCGUGGAGUACAAGAAUGUGGGGGGAGCGGGCGUUGAGCUCGACGUUCUGAUCCCGGACUCGCUGCCGGCGAACACGACGGCGCCGCUGGUUGUGAGGUUUCACGGGGGCGGAUUCGUCACAGGCUCCUCACUCUACGAAGACUGGUUCCCACUCUGGGUGCUCGAGCUCGCAGCCGCGGAGAACGCCAUUGUCGUGUCUGCAAACUACAGGCUACUGCCGGAGAGCACGGGUAUGGAUAUGAUGGAUGACUUGGAUGAUAUGUGGGCAUAUCUGCAUUCCAGCCUGCCGGACGUGUUGAAAAAGAGCAAGAUUGGGGGGCUGGGAGUGGACUUGGAGAGGAUUAUUACGGCGGGGGAUAGUGCUGGUGGAUAUAUGAGUAUACAAUUCGCGCUCAACCACUCGGAGAAAAUCAAAGCUUGUACGGCUGAUUUUCCUGGCAUUGAUCUUGACAUGCCGCCUUUGUCUGCGCCUAGCGCGACGCCACCGCCUGGUCCUACUUUGCCGUUGACCUACGUGGAAAACCACCUCGCUUCCUCUCCUAAGGGCACUGUUGUGUCCUCAGACAUGACGCUUGCCCGGUUCCCGCUGAUCUUCGCGAUGAUGCAGCAAGGUACUCUGCACAAAUACCUUGGAACCGAUGAUCGGCUUUUUCCGUUCAGGAGGGUGGAGAAAGGGGAUAAAUUGCCAGCGUUGUUCGUGGUGCAGGGACGGGAGGAUCUUCUCGUGAGUGUGGAGAGCAGUAAGAGGUUUGUGGAGCUGGUGAAGAGGAAGGGAGCUGUGAAGGGUGGCGAGAAGGAGCUGGUUCUGAGUGUGACGGACGGCGGGCAUGGCAUGAGCUGUGCGUGGGGGGUCGACAACGAGGGUUUGAAAGAGGGACUGGAGAUGGUGAAGAAAGUGUGGCUCGGAUAG